UCAAGAGGGAAUCGCCACCAAGUCCGGUUUUUGUUCGAUUUUAUAGGCAGCCACCCAGGGCUCUAUGUAGAAGAACUCUGUAUAUGACUGGGGUAAAUUAAUCGUAGAAUCUGCUUUUCACAAUCACAGUGAGCAUAUCAAGAAGUUUGUAUUUCAGGUUUUAGUAAUAACAGUGUAACUAGCUGAGCCGUAGUCAUGGGAUCUGCAGUGAGUCACGACGCCAUGGAUGAUUCCUAUGAGGGGUCACACUCUCUAACACCUUCCAAAAGAGUUUUGUACGUGGACCCACGGUCCCCCUCAGCUGGUAUAGACAGAACACCAAUACUGGUGGAGAAAACACCGCCGGCUGAUGUUUUCUGGGACCCUCGUUCUCCUACUGUUGGCAUUGUCCGUACUCCUAUUUCCAGUAUUAACAAUCGAAGCAAACAGACAGAGACAACGGAACUGAUGUCUGCUGCAGAGACUGACCAUGGUAUGUCACCCGUGAAGUUUGACAAUCUUGCCCUGAACAUUGAAGAUUCAGAUGAUGUAAUGAGCAGCAAGCAGGAUGAUCCACUCAACCUUCACAGUCUGUCUCUGUUAGAGGAGAGUGAAGAAGACAGUUGUCAGCUCCUUCCUAUCAGUCAAGAAAAGCCUAUCAGCUCUGAAAAAAGAAUAGAUUUUGGCAGUAAGCUGCCCGUCAACAAACCGCUUGCUAAACAGCUGUUCUCUAAAAGAGAGAAUCGCCAAGGCAGCAGAUUGAACACCUCAGACAAUCGCUCGCCUCUGAGGUCACGGAACCAGGAUGUUGCCUCACCAAGGAACAUAUUACAACGGAAACAGAUCAAUUUUGUGGACAACAAGAUGAACUAUCGGUGUGUGAACAGUCAGAGUACUCCACCCUCUCAGGACAAGGAAAACCUCACUAAUGUGAGGCUGUGUCAGAACUAACCUUACAGGGAACCAUACCCUCACCAGGCAUGGAACCUUAACACUACAAAUAUGAGGCUGUGUCAGAGCCAACUCCCUACAGGAACCCACAACGUCACCAGGAAUGGAAUCUUAACGCCGCAAAGACGAGGCUAUGUCAGAACCAACUCUCUACAUGGAACCAGACAUGGAGAAAACACAGACACAAGGCAGUGUCAGAACUUACCCUGCCCAUAGACACAAGGCUGUGUCAGAACUAACUCUGUCCAUAGACACAAGGCUGUGUCAGAACUGACUCUCUCCAUACAUAGAACCACAACCUCAUCAGACAUGGAACUAUAGUGUCACAGACAUGAUGCUGUGUCAGAACUCACUCUCUACAUAGAACCAUAGCCUCACCAGACAUGAAGAACCUCACAAAGAUGAGGCUGUGUCAGAACUAACUCUCUCCAUACAUAGAACCAUAACCUUACCAGACUUGGAACCAUAGCGUCACAAACAUGAGACUGUCACAUUGUGUAAGAACAAACUCUGUACAUGGACCAUAACCUAACUAGACGAGGAAAACCACACAAACAUGAAGCAGUGUCAGAACUAACUUUCUCCCUGCAUGAAACUGAAGAACAUCACAAACAUGAGACUAUGAACUUUUGCCUGUUAUUUUGCAGUUCAAACUAAAACACAUUAUGUGGUCUUUUAGUAUAAUCAUUUUCAUUUUAUGGUAUAUCACAUGUACAGAUUUUGAUUAUAUGUCAGCAUUGUAUGUGAUGUUCAAGUAUUACCCCAAACUGAGAGGGUUAUCAUCUCAUCAGUAAGCAAUCAAACAUCAUAUGAUUGGAAACACCUUCAGUAUCGUGGGCGCUGUUCUCAUCAGUCAUCUCUCUGAUUGCUCUUCUGUUGUCUGAUCAUUUCAUUGUACAUAUUACUUUUGUUGUGCAUUUUAUCAUGACUAGAUAAGGUUAAAUUCAGUAUUUUACAAACAGAAUCUAUUCAGUGUUUGUUGAAUGUUUAUUGUAAUUAUUGAAAUACAUAAUACAUGAAGUGGAAGAAAAUUGUCUUGAUUAGGUCUUCCAUUAAGGGAAAUUAAUGUAAACAUUUGCACCUGUACAGGCAGCUUUGUAUUGGUUUGGAAUGAGGACAUAAAUGUCUGUCAGUACAUUGUACAUUUGGUGAAUCAUGGUGCACAAUGUGCUUUAAAGUGGUCAGUGAAAUAAAAUACUAAAUGUGACAUUUUUUUUAAGGAGGUUUAAUCUUCUUUCAUUGUACUACCUGUAUAUGUAGCCUUAUUCUUGUUUCAUAUAAAUGGGGAUCAUUUCCUGCCUAAAGUCAUUCAAACCCAAGCUCUGG
This is a messenger RNA of Liolophura sinensis, 2256 nucleotides long. RefSeq names its product cell division cycle-associated protein 3-like. The record is from RefSeq and is a predicted model, not a curated record. Bases 196 to 930 code for a protein of 244 amino acids. Lineage: Eukaryota; Metazoa; Mollusca; Polyplacophora; Chitonida; Chitonidae. The transcript is spliced from 5 exons.